UCCUGCAAAAUUCGCAGAACCGGCCGGCGACACUCGCUCUCCCUCUCGCCGGCACCGAUGCACGCCUGAGAAGAAGAAGAAGAGGGAACGAUCUUCUUCGUCUUCCUGCCGCUCCCAUUGAUGUUUCGCUUCUUCCUGCUCAAAGCGUCGCUCCGAAUCCCCAUCGGCGGAGGCGGCCGGAGCCCCUCGACGGCACUACCCGCCCUUCCGCCGUACCUCCGCCGUCUCUCCGUCCAACCCCUCUCCACCUCCGCCGCCGCCGCCGCCGCCGCCCCUUCCGAACCCCGUGCCGUCGAGGACCGCCUCGCCCGCGCCCAUGGCUUCCCCCCCGAAUCGGCCCGCGCCGUCGCCGCCGCCGUCGACCCCAAGCUCGCCCACAAGCUCGACUCCUUCGUCGCCGUCUUCAAGGGCCACGGCUUCUCCCCCUCGGAGGUCGCCACCGUCUUGCUCAGGUACCCCAGGUGCCUCCGGUCCAACCCGGUCAAGAACCUGAAGCCCAAGCUCGAUUUCCUCGCCGGCAACGGCGUCGCGGGCGAAACCCUAGUUCACGUCCUCACCAACGAUCCUUAUCUUCUUCGGAGGAGCCUGGAAUCGCAGCUCGCCCCCUGUUUCGAUUGCCUCGUUAAGUUUUUCGGCAAUAGGAGGGACGCGAUUUCCCUGUUGAUGGUCAAGCGGGGGACUUGGGUGUUGCACAAGUUCACCGAUUCGAUGGAGCUCAAUAUUGAUAAGCUUAGGCAGGUGGGUGUGCCGGAUUCGAGCAUCACGAAAUUGAUGACGGUCCGUCCUCGGACUCUGUCCCGGGAUGCAACCGAGUUUAGCGAGAUCGUGGAUGAGGUAAGGCGAAUGGGCCUUCACCCUUCGAGCUUGAUGUUUGUUUACGGGGUGAUCACGCUUGCCGGGAUGAAACGGCCAAAAUGGGAGGCCAAGAUAGCCGUCUUUAAGAAGUUUGGGUGGUCUGAUGAGCAGUUUAAGGCGAUAUUCGUGAAGCAACCUCAGAUCAUGAAUCCCUCUGAGAAGAGGAUGGAGCAAUUCUUGAAAUUUUUCAUGAGCGAAUUGGGGUGGACCGCAGACGAGCUGACGAAUUGCCCCAGUAUUUUUAUGGCAAGCUUCGAGAAAAGAAUUUUGCCUAGGAUGUCCAUUCUUUUGUUUUUGCUAUCAGAGGGUCUUGUGAAGAGGCAGUCGUUGCUAGGGAAACUCCUCAUGUCUGAGGAUAAGUUUUUGAGUAAGUUUGUGAUGGAGAAUGUGGGAAAGGCUCCCCAGCUUUUGCAGAUGUAUGAAGACAAACAAGUUCUAGCACAGUUCCAUGCUUUCAAGAUGCAGGACUAGCCGAAAGGAGCAGUAGGAAGAGAAGGAUGUUUAUAGCAUCUGGCUCCGUGAGCUCUGGAGGAGCUCCACGUUGUUUUCGACCGGUACGAGCCUACGAGGUGCCAAUGUUUCUCAGAUUCCUGAUCCAAACUAGGGUAGUGCCUUGUUUUCUAAAAUCCGUAGGAUGGAGAUAGGUCAUCUUUCAUCUCUUUGGACUGACGCAUCACAUGCAUUGCCGUACGUAUAAAGGGCACUCUCACAAUUAUUUUAUUGUGAUUCUGUGAGAAGAUCGAUAUAAUCGUCAAGUGCGUCAAACAACUAUUUUCGUUUCAAAUGGGUCACAGAAAUUUUAGAAGGUCUUUAGUCAUUUUCUUUAUAAGAGGUCGGCCAUUAUCUCCUGAAUAUUUACAGACAGAAUUCCAUCUCAUGAAUUUUUCAGGACCGUAAUUAUAAUUGUUGCUAAUAUUAUGAUA
This is a messenger RNA of Eucalyptus grandis, 1778 nucleotides long. RefSeq lists its product as uncharacterized. Gene Ontology annotation, biological process: regulation of DNA-templated transcription; chloroplast organization. The coding region runs from base 121 to 1326 and encodes 401 amino acids. Gene Ontology annotation, molecular function: double-stranded DNA binding. NCBI's taxonomy places the organism in Eukaryota, Viridiplantae, Streptophyta, Magnoliopsida, Myrtales, Myrtaceae. Gene Ontology annotation, cellular component: chloroplast. The transcript has 2 exons. The record is from RefSeq and is a predicted model, not a curated record.